Molecule: messenger RNA, 3800 nt
Organism: Doryrhamphus excisus (bluestripe pipefish)
Lineage: Eukaryota; Metazoa; Chordata; Actinopteri; Syngnathiformes; Syngnathidae
Product: integrin beta-3-like
Biological process (GO): cell adhesion mediated by integrin; cell migration; cell-matrix adhesion
Cellular component (GO): synapse; cell surface; integrin complex
Molecular function (GO): fibronectin binding; integrin binding; fibrinogen binding
Source: RefSeq, a predicted model, not a curated record
ACAAAAAAAAGUCUGAAUAAUACAGAAAUAAAGUCUUAAUUUGUCAAGUCAUUUUCUAACGCUUAUCCUCGCGGGGGUGCUGGAGCCUAUCCCAGCUGUCUUCUUCAGGCGAAAAGCGGGGUACACCCUGGACUGGUCGCCAGCCAAUCACAGGGUACAUAUAGACAAACAACCAUUCACACUCACAUUCAUACCUAUGGACAAUUUGGAGGGGCUAAUUAACCUAGCAUGUUUUUGGAAUGUGGGAGGAAACCGGAGUACCCGGAGAAAACCCACGCAUACACGGGGAGAACAUGCAAAAACACAGGGGUGGAAUCGAACUCGUGUCUCCUAGCUGUGUGGCCUCCGCGCUAACCACUCAUGUUGUAUUAUGAGAAUGUGUAUUUUUGUUUUGUUUUGUCUGUAGUCUACAUUUUUCUGGAAUGUUCCUGGAAUGUUGUGAUCAUAACUCUAGAGGAGUAUGCAGACAUCCGGAGUACCCGGAGAAAACCCCCACACACACUCAGGGAGAACAUGCAAACUCCACACAGAGAUGCCCAAGUGGAGAAUCGAACCCAGGUCUUCCGGAUGGUGUGGCCAACAUUUGGAAACAAAUCCUCAAUAUCUGUCCAUUUCUUCUGCAUUGGUUUUAAUUCCAUGUCAGCUCUCCAUAUAGUACAAUGCCAUCUAGUGGUAGUGAAGACCCCCUACAAGAACUCAACAAUAUGCUGUGCUUUCAAGUAUCAUCCACUAGUGGGCAGUGUGCACCAAAGCAAAUCUCAGAAUUCUCCAUGCACUGAAAAGCGCAGACGCUGCGCUGUGCCCACCCCCAUUCAGUUCUUAGUGUGAGUUGGGGGCGUCUUCGGGACAUUUGGACACUUCAACGCUCUUGAGUCCUCCUGGAGUGGACGCAUGCAGUCUGCAGGAUGUACUUGCUUUGGGUGUGGACGCUUUUGGGGAUAACUGGAGCUGCCGGUUCAAAUGUGUGCACCUCCAGAGGGGCCAGCACAUGUAAGCAGUGUCUAGCCGUGCACCCCAGCUGUGCAUGGUGCGUCCAAGAGGAUUUUGGUCAGGGCGAGGCCAGCUCGUCCCGCUGUGAUCUGAAGAUCAACCUCAUAGCGGCAGGCUGCACAGCAGUGGAGUCGCCGCACAGCAGAAUGCAGGUGAUAGAGGACCGGCCACUCAGUAAGAAAGCUGCGGGGGCCACGCAGGAUGUGACGCAGAUCAAACCCCAGAAGCUGCACAUCACACUCAGACCUGAUGAUGCCAAGCGCUUCACGGUAAAGGUGCGGCAGGUAGAGGACUACCCUGUGGACCUUUACUACCUCAUGGACCUCUCCUACUCCAUGAAUGACGACCUGUAUCGUCUGAGGACACUGGGCAGAGGCUUAGCCGAGGCUAUGAACCGUGCCACCAGCAACCUUCGCAUGGGCUUUGGGGCCUUUGUGGACAAACCGCUGUCCCCUUACAUGUACAUCUCUCCCAAGGAGGCUGUCAAGAACCCUUGCUACAGCAUCAACACCACCUGCCUGCCCCAGUUUGGCUACAAACAUGUUCUGUCUCUAACGGAGAAAGUGAGCCGCUUCACCGAGGAAGUGAGGAAGCAGAUGGUAUCCAGGAACAGGGACGCACCUGAAGGAGGUUUCGACGCCAUCAUCCAGGCCGCUGUCUGCAAGGAGCAGAUCGGCUGGCGUCCCGGAGCAUCCCACCUCCUUAUCUUCACCUCAGACGCCAAGACGCAUGUAGCGCUGGACGGUCGUCUCGCCGGGAUUGUGCAACCCAAUGAUGGACAAUGCCAUCUUAAUGAAGACAACCUGUACAGCAUGUCUACCACCAUGGAUUACCCAUCACUCGCACUCAUCACAGAGAAGAUGUCGGAAAACAACAUCAACCUCAUUUUUGCUGUCACCAACCCUGUGGUUCCUUUGUACCAGAACUACAGUGAACUGAUUCCCGGUACCACUGUGGGAACGCUGUCCAAUGACUCCGGCAAUGUCAUCCAGCUCAUAUUGAAGGCUUAUGCUAAAAUCCGCUCCAAGGUAGAGCUGGAGCUUCUGGGUGUCCCGGAGGAGCUGUCACUCUCUUUUAACGCCACAUGUUUGAAUGGAGAAGUCAUCCCAGGACUCAAGUCUUGCUCGGGGCUUAAGAUCGGAGAUACGGUGUCUUUCAGCGUGGAAGCCCGAGCUCGAUCCUGCCCUAAGCAGAAGAAGAAGACCUUCAUCAUCAAGCCAGUGGGCUUCAAGGACUCGCUCUCCAUCACCGUCACCUUCGAGUGCGACUGCAAGUGCCAGAACAGAGCCCAGGCCGGCAGCCCCAAAUGUCACCACGGCAAUGGUACCUUUGAGUGCGGAAUCUGCAUGUGCCAUCCCGGGCGAUUGGGGCCGCACUGCGAGUGUGCCGAGGGGGACUACAGCCCCGCGGAGCAGGACCGUUGCACGGAGCCCAGGGACAGGUCUCGGGGGAUCUGCAGCGGGCGCGGGGACUGUGUGUGCGGUCAGUGUGUGUGCCACAACAGCGACUUCGGAAAAGUGUGGGGGAAGCUGUGCGAGUGCGACGACUUCAACUGCCUUCGAGACAAGGGGGAAAUCUGUUCUGGCCACGGCGUCUGCAACUGCGGCUUUUGCCAGUGCGCCCCCGACUGGCAGGGGGAGAACUGCAACUGCUCCACGCGUACCGACACCUGUAUGUCCCACCUGGGUUUGCUGUGCAGUGGGAGGGGCCAGUGCGUGUGCGGAGCUUGCGAGUGUACCCAGCCUGGCGCCUACGGGGCCACCUGCGACAAGUGCCCCACCUGCCCUGAUGCAUGCACCAUGAAAAAGGAGUGUGUGGAGUGUCAACAUUUCAAGAGAGGGAAGCUGUUUGACGACAACGACUGUGCUCGCAUUUGCAAGGAUGAGAUUGUGCUGGUGGAUAAAUUAGUCUUUCAUGAUACAAACGCUGUAAACUGCACCUACAAGGACGAAGACGAUUGCCUGGAGCGAUUCCAGUACUACGAGGACGCCAGCGGCAAGUCCAUCUUGUUUGUCGUCAAGGAGCCAGAAUGCCCUAAGGGUCCGGACGUCUUGGUGGUGCUGCUCUCGGUAGCGGGGGCCAUCUUGUUCCUGGGCUUAGCGGCCCUGCUCAUCUGGAAACUGUUGGUGACCAUUCACGACAGGCGGGAGUUCGCCAAAUUUGAGGAAGAGCGCGCUCGGGCCAAAUGGGACACGGGACACAAUCCUCUCUACAAGGGGGCCACCUCCACCUUCACAAACAUCACAUACAGAGGAAAAGACUGACAGAUUUUCUUUAUGGGGGAAGAAAAAUUACAAAAUCAUGUGCAGGUCUCUACUGUCACAAUAAAUAAUAAUUAUUAUUAUUGUUUGUAAAUAUGUAGAAAUGAUUGUGUUUUAACACGGUUUUUUGUCAGCAAAUAUAAUAAACCUUGUUUCCUCUGUAGGUACAAUACUGCCAUCUGCUGGGCAUGAACUGCAACUGAUUGGUGUUUUUAGAAAAAAUGUCAAUGUUCAGUUAAUUAAUUUAUAGUUUCUUGGCAAAAAAAAAUUAUGAUAAUUCUAAAGAAAAAUUUGUAGUUUUUUAAAAAAUUUAUUGUAUGCUUUAUUUUAAAGUUUUCUCCCAAUGUAAUAUAAUACAAAUUAUUUGAAUACAUUACAUGUAAAUCCCUAUUACAUGUAAAACCUGCAUGCAGGGGGCAAGCGUCAUGGUUCACUUCCGUGGAAGUUUUAUCCAAAUCCGAUGCAGCAUUUCAAAAUAAAUGCGUCUAAAAUGCGCACAUGUGAUUAUUUUACAUAUGAUUUGAGGCAGUAAUUAAAAAAAUACCUAAU